Molecule: messenger RNA, 28719 nt
Organism: Coregonus sp. 'balchen'
Lineage: Eukaryota; Metazoa; Chordata; Actinopteri; Salmoniformes; Salmonidae
Source: the annotation of a GenBank genome assembly
AUGAGCCAGUACCUCAUGCUCAGCCAGAAGUCUCAGAUCACUCAGGACAGGUCAUCGACCCAGGCCAAGGGUCAGGACGAUGACCAGUCCCUUUCUUCUGGUUGUCCCCUUAAUGACUUGUCGUCUGUUACCAUCAGACCAUUGGGUGUGUUAGGAAGGAACUUUCCACACUAGCUUCAGAUAUUGUGUAUAUGAUGUGUUUUAUAUUCUGUUGGUGAAUUUAAAUUAUUUGCAUUUAAACUCUUAUUUGCAUAGAUGAAUAAUGAUAUUGUUCACUCUUCAGAUUUCCUCUGCGGUUUCCAGCCUCAUAAAGAUGCCGCAUAGAUGCUGUUUAUAUUUAGACGGUAUGUUGGUAUGUUGAAUUAAAGUGUCAGCACACAGAAUAUUAACGGGUAAUGAAGAAAUAUGCACCCCGCAAAUAGAGGAGAGUGGGUGAAUAAGAGGUAUUAAACACCAUAAUGCAGCUACCUUUAUCUCUCCCUAGCUGAACACUGGAAUGCCAUCUGAAUAAAGCACUAUUUGUCUUCAUUAGAGCUGUAUAAGGGACAGAACUGUAAUGCCCCCUGUAUGUACACCACCACCUCUCCUUAGCUGUCCCCGCCGCGUGGGGCUGCCUGCCUCCCUGUCUAGUACAUCCACACACACAGUACAUGUCGUUGGUUUUACAGGCCCUCGCUUAUUAUUCACUGUUGGGUUAUCUCUUGACAGAUAUGCAAUGGAAUGUAAAUUCCCUCCCUUGUUUGGGAGGUUGUGUACAUGCCAUUCGGUUAAUCACUCAUCCUCGCUGCUCGUCCCCCCUUCUCCCUCAGGCGUUGACUUUGUGAUGGAUGAGACGGGGGGUUGAGGAGUGAGGAAGAUCCAUUCAAGUUUGGCCAUAUGAAGAGAGCCUCUGUGUGAAAGAGGUUGGUGUGUGGUGGGGGAUUGUGUACGGUGAGGGGUUGUGUGUGUGUGUGUACAGGUACACACUUGUAUAUAUGUAUGUGUGUGUGUUCAUGUUCAAUAUGCACACCACACACACUAAUACAUCCAGACAUUGAACAGGCAGCCAUUGGAAAUCUGAGUAGUGCCUCAUUGUUUCUGGCUAGAGAGCCAGUGUUACUUCAUCUGUAGACCCUGUGUUGCUGGCUGCUAAACGCCAUUAAGUUGGCUGCUAGCCAGCUUAACCCAGUGAACUUACUGCAGGCGAGAUAACAGGAGAUGCUGUCAGAGCCCUGAGGCAGGUCCUGAGGAGCAACACACACCGCUUUAUGGGUUUUUAAUGACUCUUCAAGGACUUAAUGACCCAGAGAAAUCUGAAGCACAAAACUCUUCUAUUCUUAAGUAAAUAAUUGAAUCAGUUUCAUUCCAGUAGUGAUUAUUGCAGUGUGUUUAAAGAGGAGUUAACAGACUGGUUGGUGAGCCUGGUCCAUGCCCUGGCCCCAUGGUUCUCUCUGUCUCUCUCCUCUCUCUCUCUCUCUCUCUCUCUCUCUGUGAUGGCCUGUCACUCCACAGUGCUUCAUCCCCACCGGUCUGGCCUCCCCUCCGCUGCUCCAAUGCUGAUAACCUCCCUGACAGGCCUCUUUCAUGAGCCUCAAAUGUCUCCGCUGCCUUUGAACGCGCAUCACGCUGCCUGUUAUCUUCCCUCACACACGUUGGCCACCCACCCCAGCCCUAACCCCCACCUUCUCUCCCCCUGCACAGAGCGGGCGCUCUGCCAGCCUGACCGUAGCUCUUCUCUCCCCUGGGAGCCCCGCUGUGUGGCCAGCUGUGAGUCUAGGCAGAACGGGCACACUGUCAUCUCCCCUCCAUCACUCUCUUGCUCACCUCCACUUUCAUAUUUAAUAGGAACAUAUUCUCUUCACUACAGAUAAGUGUUGGGAGAGAGGGAUAGAGAGAGGUGGAUGGUGAUGCGAUGGAUACAACGUGCAUUUCCUAUGAGGUGGCAUUUGGCGGUUUCUUCCACAAUCAGCUGUGAACUACUAGUUUCUGGUGAUGGUGAUAUGAGAGCAUCUGCAAAAGCUAUUUUUGUUUUUCUGAGCUCUCAUCCAGCUCCUAAUAAACGCCAUAAACAUUGCAAUCUACUAACUUAUUUUGAAUAUGCAUGCAAUUAGCAGGGCAAAUUAAGCAGAACUAAAUGAAAUGGCACAAGUGGGCCAGUGAUUUAUGUGGCAUCGCUGUUUACACUGAUGAAGUAGCGCUGCCUAAUUAAAAGAACAAGGUAAACAAAUACCUCUUGUAGAGACCUCUAAAAAAAAAAAGAUAUCUGGAGUUUUUAUGGAAUGUCUGUCUCUCUCUCCUCUCACUCUCACUCUCACUCUGUCUCUCACUCUCUUCAUCAUCAGUAUAGACUGGCACAAGACAGAACACUCCAGAUGACACAGUACCAGAAUGUCACGUCACAGGAGGCUAUGUCAUUGUGUCUUCCUGUUCCUGUCAUCUCCAUUAUAUUCUAAGAGUCCAACAAGUUCUGGCUCUGGCCAAUGUUCAGUCAGUUGGAUGUUUGAAGCUUUGUAGAUUUAGAAUGGGAUUGUGCCCAACAGGAUAACUGUUAUAUAUUUUUUUACUUUAGUAUAUACUGCAAUUCAGUUGCCUUGUGGUUAGUGUCCGCCCUGAGAUUGGAAGGUUGGGAGUUUGAUCCCUGACCGAAUGAAAUCCAAAAACUGUAAAAAUUGGACCCGAUGCGUCUCUGCUUGAUACUCAGCAUUAAGGAGAUAGAUUGGGGGUAAGGCCAUGCGAUAGACUAGUGUCCUGUCCAGGGGGUGUACUUGUCCAUCAAGCUGCCUCACGCUCCUGCUCCUAUGAGCCAUUAUGACUCGCACAUUCCAAGGCUUGUGCAAGGAUACUUGCUAUAUACUACAGUGUUUAAUUUGCAUAUACCCUGCUCAUUCCCCUCCCCCAUAUCCCAAUUUCUGCAACCAAUGAGUGAGAAAAGUACAUGCCAACUAUAGACCAUAUAUUGUGUUCUCUACACGUUACAGAAAAGAGCAGAAGCUUGAACUAUUCGUUCAGACCUCAGUACUACCUACCUACAGUUUAUGGAACAUUUGCUCUUUUAGUAUUUCUCCAGUAGGUUUCCUCAAGGAGAAAGACUCCACUUCUAUGUCAAAGAUAAUAAAACAAAAACAAUAUAGUAAAUAAUACAGUAAUGUCCACAAAAACACUACAGUAAAUACUACAGUAUACUACGUUCCGCAAAAACACUACAGUAAAUACUACAGUUUACAACAAUCUUCAAAAACACAACAUGAAUUACUAUAGUAUGUACUACAGUUUUCUUUUACUACAGUAUUUAUACUAUAGUUAAUUGUAAAUACUACAGUAUACAGUUAACUAUAGUACUGUAGUGUUUUUGCUGACAUUAGUCCGCAAAAACACUACCAUGAUGUCUGCAAAAACACUACAGUGAAUACUACAGUAAAGUCAGCAAAAAGACUACAGUGAAUACUAUAGUAUUUACAGUGCAUUCGGAAAGUAUUCAGACCAUUGACUUUUUCCACAUUUUGUUACGUUACAGCCUUAUUCUAAAAUGUAUUAAAUAAAUGUUUUCCCUCAUCAAUCUACACACAAUACCCCAUAAUGACAAAGUGAAAACAGGUUUUUAGAAAUGUUUGUACAUUUAUUAAUAAUAAAAAACAUUAUUUACUUAAGUAUUCAGACCCUUUGCUAUGAGACUCGAAAUUGAGCUCAGGUGCAUCCUGUUUCCAUUGAUUAUCCUUGAGCUGUUUCUACAACUUGAUUGGAGUCCACCUGUGGUAAAUUAAAUUGGUUGGACAUUAUUUGGAAAGGCACACACCUGUCUAUAUAAGGUCCCACAGUUGAAGGACAACCAUCUUUGCAGCACUCCACCAAUCAAGCCUUUAUGGUAGCGUGGCCAGACGGAAGCCACUCCUCAGUAAAAGGCACAUGACAGCCCGCUUGGAGUUUGCCAAAAGGCACCUAAAGACUCUCAGACCAUGAGAAACAUGAUUCUCUGGUCUGAUGAAACCAAGAUUGAACUCUUUGGCCUGAAUGCCAAGCGUCACGUCUGGAGGAAACCUGGCACCAUCCCUACAGUGAAGCAUGGUGGUGGCAGCAUCAUGCUGUGGGGAUGUUUUUCAGCGGCAGGGACUGGGAGACUAGUCAGGAUUGAGGAAAAGAUGAAUGGAGCAAAGUACAGAGAGAUCCUUGAUGAAAACCUGCUCCAGAGCGCUCAGGACCUCAGACUGGGGCGAAGGUUCACCUUCCAACAGGACAACGACCCUAAGCACACAGCCAAGAGUGGCUUCGGGACAAGUCGGGACAAGUCUCUGAAUGUCCUUGAGUGGCCCAGCCAGAGCCCGGACUUGAACCCGAUCCAAACAUCUCUGGAGAGACCUGAAAAUAGCUGUUCAGCGACGCUCCCCAUCCAACCUGACAGAGCUUGAGAGGAUCUGCAGAGAAGAAUGGAAGAAACUCCCCAAAUACAGGUGUGCCAAGCUAGUAGCGUCAUACCCAAGAAGACUCAAGGCUGUAAUUGCUGCCAAAGGUGCUUCAACAAAGUACUGAGUAAAGGGUCUGAAUACUUAUGUAAAUGUAAUAUUUCAGUUUUUUAUUUUUUAAUAAAUUUGCAAAAUUUUCUGAAACCUGUUUUUGCUUUGUCAUUAUGGGGUAUUGUGUUUAGAUUGAUGAGGAAAUAAAAACAUUUAAUCAAUUUUAGAAUAAGGCUGUAACGUAACAAAAUGUGGAUACUUUCCGAAUGCACUGUAUACCAUAGCAUACUAUAGUAUUUUUUCAUGUGGGUCUGCUGCUUGCAUCCAAUAUGCCCUGGAGACAUCAACAUUCGUCCUGACUGAGAGAUAAAAAAUUGGUAGAAUGGACUGUAUAGUUGGAGAGAGAGACUCUGUGAGAGACAGUGUAGGGCAGAGUACACCCUGGGGGUUUGGUAGAAUCGGGUGAGCUGGGCUCUGUGACUUCCUCCUAAUGCUCAAGGCACCUCCACUGUCACUGAGUCCCAUGGGAUGUCCUACUGAGUGAGAGAACAACCUUCUACCAAUGAUUCACCUCUUCCCAAAGCAAAACACAUGGAUCACCGUGGGGACACGUCACUGGUGAGGCAGUGCCAACUAAAGGACCUGACGCCUGUCUGUGCCAGCCCAGUCAUACACCCAGACAUUUCUAUCUGGCACACAGUUUUGUGCAGUAUGUGUGACUUGGAUAAGCUGUGGAUAGAGGCUCCAGAGAUGUUAGAGUGCAGACUCAAACUACAAAAUGGCUCUGUGCAUUCUCCACUGUGUUUCAGCCUCUCUCAUCACCUCAGCCUGACAAAUGAGGAUAAAGAAUUGUCACCCUCUGCUCCCAGGCAGGUCACUUCACACAGUGUCUCAGAGCAACGUGUCGAGGCCUUAAGAUGCACUCAUCCAUGCCGCAACAUAACAUCCAAUCCAAGAUUUAUUCCGAAAAGGCCUUUGGGCUGACAGCAAAUUGAAACAGGUUAUAGGGUAAGGGAAAAAUCAAACAACUGGAGGUUUGAAGACUGCCACUGUAAUUCUGUCACUUGAAUCAGUUUACCUUCCUUUUAGAAGUAGCUGUGUGACAGCUCACCUCAUUAUUGCACUGUGCAUCUGAGCAGAGCUGAGCUAAGCUGAGACCGACCUGUAAGAAUCGGCUUUUCAUCCUCAGAGCAAGGCUGCAUAACACCGCAAUGCCUGCUACUCCCAAAACAAUUACAUGCUAACCUGGAAUGUGAAAUGAGAAUUAAACUUAUAAUCGCUCAGCGGUGAGGGAUCCCAAGGCAGGAAGUUAUUAUAUUAGCUGCUAGAGCUCUAACCUCUGUCCUAACCCUAUAUCUCUGUCUCAUUUGCCUUUGUCUGAGAACCAGGGAUAACACUCUCUCCUAUUGGCUGUCAUAGUGAAAGGACACCAUCCUUUGUGAGGAUACCAUUAAAGACACUUCAUUCCGAGGACACAAUUCAUGGUGAGGACUCCUCAUGUGAGCCCUUGUCAUAUCAACAGUCCUGCAGCCACAUUACUCUCACCCUGCCACCACGGCACUAAGGCUGAGGUCUUUAAUUGCUUGUCCAACUGAAUAUUCUCUGGUUUCCCUCUUCAUCUGCUGAGCUGAUUCCCCCCCUCCUCAUUAGCAUUUUCUGCACCCCAGCUAUUUCCUGCAGGCCAGAACAAGGACAUGUUCAUAAUGUGUCCGUUCAGCUCACAGAAGAAAAGCCAGUUUACCAGCCUAUAAAACCUGGCGACAGCGAGGUGGCAGUCAGCAAACUCCCAGCUUUUCUUUUUUCAUCAGCAAUGGAAAUAACAGUCACUCCAUCGCCUGAGGUGGGUGAUUCUAAAUGAAUGGCUUACUUGGCAUGAGGAUACGAAAGAAUAUCUUGGAAUAGGGGUUGAAUGAGAUGAUGGUUUGAUCGGAAUGUUUUUGAGUUAGCCAUUGUGUGAUGUGUUCUUUUCAUCUUUCUACAAUGCAUCUUCCUGCUACUACUAUUUUAUGAGGGAAAUUCAAUGAUGAAACAUAACAUCAGGACUCUAUUCAUUUAUCCAGAGAACGAUGGGACUUGACAGGCAACAUGUCAUUCCUGGCUGUAGAACUCCCUCCUGCACAGCCAGUCCUGGUGCUCCAUGUUUCUUUAUUAGCCACUGCAGCAAACAGAACCGCAGCUCCCUGGUGGAUAGGGAAAUGCACUCCCCUUCUCAUCCCCUUAUUUGUCGAGCCUCCUGUGCUAUUAAACACGGGGGCCAUUCCCAGUGAAAGAUGGGAAGGCGCACCAGCACUCGAUUUACUCUGGUAAUACCCCCAUCUGGACAUGAGCGAUACAUUUACUGAGGGGCUAGGUCUGCCGGGUGCCCCCCACCAUUACAAAGGAUUCCACUGUGUUUGGCUCCAGUAGAGAAUCGUGUAUAUUGCCCCUAUCUUAUUAUGAAGGCAGUUUCAGACUUUCUAACUCUGUUAUGAGCCAUACCAGAGCUUAUGUUGUCCGUGAGGCUUUUCACACUAGCCAAGUCAUGCUCAGGUCCACUCAGGUCUUUGAUUUUGUGUUUUAAAUACCUCAUUAGUAGCUCUCUUCAGCCACUUUCCCUGCGAAAUCCAGAGCGUAAUUAAUGACUCUGACCUGCAGUUGAAAAUUCCCCUGGUUGACUCCUUGUAAAACAUCAAAGAAAUACGUAGAGGCAAAGUGGAGAGGUCGAAGAGCAGAGUCUGUCUCUCUCAGGUCAACUAAUAUUCCUUCCUUUUCAGUCCUGCUCUCUCCUGGUUUUCCCUGCUGUUCCAUUGACUGUGCUGUGCUGUGCUAUACUAACCUGACCUGUACCUGCAUGGGAUGCUACUGUCCUUCAUUUCUCUUACUCUGUUCUCUUCUGUUUUCCCCUUUCCCCCUCAUCUCUCUCUCUUUAUCUCGAUCUUUCUCUGCCUCUCUCUGCCUUAUCUCUCUCUGCCUCGCUCUCGCGUUCUUUCUCUUAUCGCUAUCUCUCUGCCUCUACCUCUCUCUCUUCCCCUCCUUCCCUCUUGCUCCCGUCCUGGUGACCUGGGCUGCCUGCAGUAGAGAUUAAAGUGAUCAAGGACCUGCCGUGGCCCCCUCCUGUCGGCCAGCUCAACCACAGUCCUCCCCUGGCCCUGCUGGAGGGGGUGGAGUCACCCCCCGCUCUGCCCCCCCAGCCAGCCCAGCACUCCCCUGGACACACUGGCUGUGACCAGCACCACCAUGGUGGGUCUUAUUGUCCCUGUCCUGUCUGUCCAUCCCAACACCAUCGGAGACCCUCAUCCAAUGUCCCUCAUCAACAAUGUCUCCUUGCCUCUCUCUUGCCAUCUCCAUAUCUAAUUUCCAUUGCUCAUCUUCCUCUUCAUCCUGUUCCCUGAUAGGGUACUGUACUGGUGAACUGUCUGUUGAAGUUGAGAAAUGACAAAUUGCGUGGGUGACUACAUACCAUACAGUUGUAAGACAACAUUCCAUUCACUAUGACAACAUGUGAAAACCGGAACAGACAGUUAUAUAUGUGUGACCUCAUUGAGUGAGGAGGAAGUGAUUGAUCAGCUCUACAGUAUAUUUUUUAAUCAGUUUGACGGUUCACAUUAUCUCUGUAGUAACUGCCCUUUUCCAUCUGGAUUAUAUAUGGCAGAAAAUCACUAGCACCAGUCCAGGUUGUGUGGACGAAGGCUCAUUACUUUUAAUGCCGCUGAAUUGCCUUCUGAAUGGGUAAUUGGAAGUGUAGGUGACCCCUAAUGCUACUGUCAACAUAGGCAUAAGUGUUCCAAGGCAAGCAUCCCCCUGCCCACUGCUCUUUAUAGCUCAUACUACCAAACCCUUGAUUAAGAACCCAUUGAAAUCCCCAAGUUUACUUCUCUUCAUUUAGGUUAGAACAUCUAUGUACCACAAAGUGUCUGACCUUGCUUUUAUAAUGCUCUGUGACCAAAUAAUAACCCUAUUUCCAGAGUUGUGGACUCGAGACACGAAUUUGAUGACUUGAGACUCGACUUGAUAGAAAAUAAAAUAACUUUGACUUGGAGACUCGAGACUCGACUUUGACUUGAGACUGAUGACUUAAAAUUAUCUGGCCAGGGUUUAUGUUUUUUUUGUCACUCAUUUUGUGGCACAAUCUCCGUAGAUUACGCUCCACACAGCCUGAGACAGUAGCCGCAGCAUCGCCCUUGCAAAAAAAACAUGCAACAGAUUGGCUAGUGAAACGCACACUUGGCCCUCUGAUUGGACCAGCAAACUGUCAAUCAACAAGGUCGGGUGCGCUAGUGAACAGAUUACUGAUUUCCUGUACAGCUAUAGGAUCGGGUGCAGCGCAAACAGCACAUUUUAGGGAGAGGAUUGCCAUGAUAAAUAUGCAGCUCCAAAUAUAGUUUGUUAAUCAAGCAUAUUGACUGUUUACUUUGCAAGCUCACCAGCAAUGGGGCAUCAAGCAACAAUUAGACCUAGUAUAGGCCUACUGGUCAUUUGGUAUGUCAAAAUUGCUUGAAAUUGAUCAAUUACUUAUGAAGCUUGCAUUUGUAAUUUGUUAAAAUGAAUUAUUACUGUGGCGAGGACGCACCAUAGGCUCGUCUCUCCACUUGAGCUCUCCAUACUCCCCCCAGUGGAGAAUGCUUUGUUCUCUUGCUUUCACAGGUUAAAAUGCAUAUGUGCUAAACCUAUAUUCCAUCUAAUCCUAUAAUAUUUGCUAGCGUUUCAUCAUUCCGUCCCGUACCGUUUAUUGCAACACUUAGACAUUUCUGUUUCAUGUUUGAUACGAUCCAUUUUCAUUUACCUUACCAUUCCUUACCCUCUGAGUGGGCGCAAAGUUCAUUAUGCACAUGAAUGUGCGCAAGACUCAUGAGGUAGAAGUUCUGUUUAUUUAAUUCAAUGUAUGGCUUCCUUUGUUCAUAUUUCCCGGGUUAUGUCCGAGUUCCGUUUGUCUGUGUCCUAUGUCUCUGUCAUUCUGGUUGUGCGUAAUAGGCGAAUUGUGCGAAAUAGGCUACGUGGCCUGCACGCCAUGCUUUGGAUGAAUAAGAUAAAUGAUUGUUCCAUGUAUGAAUGGUGAUUAAAUUAGUAAUAAUUAAGUCUGAUUAAAACGAAUGUACUAAUGUAACAAUGGAUGUGGAAAUUGCCUUUUACAUUGUAGAACCAGUUUAUUGGUUGUAAUUGCCAAUUGGGUAAUUGUAUGGUCCUGGGAGUGGUCAAGUGCUUAUAUAUACCUGUUUGAGCUCCUGUUAGUCUUGCCUGCUACCUGUGUCUGUUCAGAUAGGACAGGUUAUGCAUCAUACAGAAGCUAUUUCUUUUGGGCUGUGUAUAUUUGGUGAAUCUACUUGUAUAUUUGUAUGAUAUGGUGCUUUCACCAUUGGAUCACCAAGACCUGUAAAUAAAUCUACACUGAGUACGUCAACCUGCCUUGCCUUCUGCUGAUGUCAUGCCCUUACGACUGCUACAAGGUCCCUAUUUUAUAAUUACAUAAUCUAAAUGUGUUGUAGACAAAAGUAUAAAAAGUGCUGUCUGGUAGCCUCAAUAAAUAGACAAAGAUUUGCUGUCAUUGUAUGUAUAGAUUAAUUGUUUACUUGACUUGAAAAAAAACGUGUCUCGACUUGACGUUGUCUUAGAAUGCACGACUUGGACUUGACUCAAGACUAGACCCAUUCUACAGUUGAAGUUGGAAGUUUACAUACACUUAGGUUGGAGUCAUUAAAACUCGUUUUUCAACCACUCCACAAAUGUCUUGUUAACAAACUAUAGCUUUGGCAAGUCAGUUAGGACAUCUACUUUGUGCAUGACACAAGUAAUUUUUCCAACAAUUGUUUACAGACAGAUUAUUUCACUUAUAAUUCACUGUAUCACAAUUCCAGUGGGUCAGAAGUUUACAUACACUAAGUUGACUGUGCCUUUAAAUAGCUUGAUGUCAUGGCUUUAGAAGCUCUGACAUCAUUUGAGUCAAUUGGAGAUGUACCUUUGGAUGUACAGUGGGGAAAAAAAGUAUUUAGUCAGCCACCAAUUGUGCAAGUUCUCCCACGUAAAAAGAUGAGAGAGGCCUGUAAUUUUCAUCAUAGGUACACGUCAACUAUGACAGACAAAUUGAGAAUUUUUGUUCUCCAGAAAAUCACAUUGUAGGAUUUUUUAUUAAUUUAUUUGCAAAUUAUGGUGGAAAAUAAGUAUUUGGUCACCUACAAACAAGCAAGAUUUCUGGCUCUCACAGACCUGUAACUUCUUCUUUAAGAGGCUCCUCUGUCCUCCACUCGUUACCUGUAUUAAUGGCACCUGUUUGAACUUGUUAUAAGUAUAAAAGACACCUGUCCACAACCUCAAACAGUCACACUCCAAACUCCACUAUGGCCAAGGCCAAAGAGCUGUCAAAGGACACCAGAAACAAAAUUGUAGACCUGCACCAGGCUGGGAAGACUGAAUCUGCAAUAGGUAAGCAGCUUGGUUUGAAGAAAUCAACUGUGGGAGCAAUUAUUAGGAAAUGGAAGACAUAAAAGACCACUGAUAAUCUCCCUCGAUCUGGGGCUCCACGCAAGAUCUCACCCCGUGGGGUCAAAAUGAUCACAAGAACGGUGAGCAAAAAUCCCAGAACCACACGGGGGGACCUAGUGAAUGACCUGCAGAGAGCUGGGACCAAAGUAACAAAGCCUACCAUUAGUAACACACUACGCCGCCAGGGACUCAAAUCCUGCAGUGCCAGACGUGUCCCCCUGCUUGUAAGUCGCUCUGGAUAAGAGCGUCUGCUAAAUGACGUAAAUGUAAAUGUUAAGCCAGUACAUGUCCAGGCCCGUCUGAAGUUUGCUAGAGUGCAUUUGGAUGAUCCAGAAGAGGAUUGGGAGAAUGUCAUAUGGUCAGAUGAAACCAAAAUAGAACUUUUUGGUAAAAACUCAACUCGUCGUGUUUGGAGGACAAAGAAUGCUGAGUUGCAUCCAAAGAACACCAUACCUACUGUGACGCAUGGGGGUGGAAACAUCAUGCUUUGGGGCUGUUUUUCUGCAAAGGGACCAGGACGACUGAUCCGUGUAAAGGAAAGAAUGAAUGGGGCCAUGUAUCGUGAGAUUUUGAGUGAAAACCUCCUUCCAUCAGCAAGGGCAUUGAAGAUGAAACGUGGCUGGGUCUUUCAGCAUGACAAUGAUCCCAAACACACCGCCCGGGCAACGAAGGAGUGGCUUCGUAAGAAGCAUUUCAAGGUCCUGGAGUGGCCUAGCCAGUCUCCAGAUCUCAACCCCAUAGAAAAUCUUUGGAGGGAGUUGAAAGUCUGUGUUGCCCAGCGACAGCCCCAAAACAUCACUGCUCUAGAGGAGAUCUGCAUGGAGGAAUGGGCCAAAAUACCAGCAACAGUGUGUGAAAACCUUGUGAAGACUUACAGAAAACGUUUGACCUGUGUCAUUGCCAACAAAGGGUAUAUAACAAAGUAUUGAGAAACUUUUGUUAUUGACCAAAUACUUCUUUUCCACCAUAAUUUGCAAAUAAAUUCAUCAAAAUUCCAACAAUGUGAUUUUCUGAAGAAAAAAAAUCUCAUUUUGUCUGUCAUAGCUGAUGUGUACCUAUGAUGAAAAUUACAGGCCUCUCUCAUCUUUUUAAGUGGGAGAACUUCCACAAUUGGUGGCUGACUAAAUACUUUUUUCCCCACUGUAUUUCAAGGCCUACCUUCAAACUCAGUGCCUCUUUGCUUGACAUCAUGGGAAAGUCAAAAGAAAUCAGCCAAGAUGUCAGAAAAAGAAUUAUUGACCUCCACAAGUCUGAUUCAUCCUUGGGAGCAAUUUCUAAACGCCUGAAGGUACCACGUUCAUCUGUACAAACAAUAGUAUGCAAGUAUAAACACCGUGGCAGCAUCAUGCUGUGGGGGUGCAUUGCUGCAGGAGGGACUGGUGCACUUCACAAAAUAGAUGGCAUCAUGAGGAAGGAAAAUUAUGUGGAUAUAUUGAAGCAACAUCUCAAGACAUCAGUCAGGAAGUUAAAGCUUGGUCGCAAAUGGGUCUUCCAAAUGGACAAUGACCCCAAGCAUGCUUCCAAAGUUGUGGCAAAUGGCUUAAGGACAACAAAGUCAAGGUAUUGGAGUGGCCAUCACAAAGCCCUGACCUCAAUCCUAUAGAACAUUUGUGGGCAGAACUGAAAAAGUUUGUGUGAGCAAGGAGGCCUACAAACCUGGCUCAGUUACACCAGCUCUGUCAGGAGGAAUGGGCCAAAAUUCACCCAACUUAUUGUGGGAAGCUUGUGGAAGGCUACCCGAAACGUUUGACCUAAGUUAAACAAUUUAAAGGCAAUGCUACCAAAUACGAAUUGAGUGUAUGUAAACUUCUGACCCACUGGGAAUGUGAUGAAAGAAAUACAAGCUGAAAUAAAUAAUUCUCUCUACUAUUAUUCUGACAUUUCACAUUCUUAAAAUAAAGUGGUGAUCCUAACUGACCUAAAACAGGGAAUUUUUACUAGAAUUAAAUAUCAGGAAUUGUGAAAAACUGAGUUUAAAUGUAUUUGGCUAAGGUGUAUGUAAACUUCCAACUGUACUUAAGACUUGACUUGAGACUCGGACCUUGUGACUUGAGACUUGGACCUUGUGACUUGAGACUUGCUUGUGAUUCGAAUAAUAGCGACUUGGUCCAUUUCCAAUUAAGAAGCCUCAGUGUGUUUGCUGAUGUUUACAGCUUUUCCACAGCUCUGCAAUCAGUAACUAAUUAUCCAGGGAGAGAGAGGAGAGGGGCUAUGUGUAGCAGAACUAAUACCCAGGCUGAGGCUCUGUACUCCCCUGGUAGUGUAGAGGGGGUGUAUUACUGUAGAGAGACCAGUGGAGGCUGGAGUUUAAAUUGGAAACCAUGUGUUUAAUGUCCUUCAUACUGUUCUAUCCAUUCCAUUCCAGCCAUUACAAUGAGCCAUCCUCCCUCCAUCACCAGAGAGAGAGCCAGUAAGAUGAGCUGGCUGUUUUCUGAGGGUGAGGACAGGACAUGAUUUAUGCCCCAUAAUGCCUUGGGAAUGGCUCCACUUCCACCAUGCAUGGGAUAUGAGUGGGUUUUAGUGUGGCGUCUGGCUGUAAGAGGAUCCUCUCUCUGUCUGAACUCCCACUACAUCACAGGGGUCAGAGGUUGGAUAUAGAGACUGGGGGGGGGGGGGCUCCACUCACACAGGAGGACAUAGUCAGAGUAGGUAGAAGUUGUUCCUAACCACUGCUAAUCUAAUCCUAGAACUGUUGUUAGGGGCAAAAGCCAUUGCUCUUUGUGGCCCUAGCCAGGUCUCCAUGCUAGAAGUGUUACCAGGGCCAUUUAUGAUUAGCUUUGUGAUAUGGACCUGGAUGGUACAGCGCCCAGUACAGCUGAACAGAACCUGUCUAACCAGUUCAAUAUAAUUAUCAUAUUUAAAUAUUGCCUGACAGCCGUGACAGUACAGAUAUUACAUCUACAUAUAAACAGAAGACAAAGUCCUUUGUCUGGAUGUAAUAAAGAGCUUUUCCUUUGUUUUCUGGUGUGAAUUGAUUGUCUGGGCCAUUAUCUUACCUUCUCUUCCCGUUGUCUUACUAGAAUACAAAACAAUGUAAUUAAAAGAUAUCCAGAUUUCAUUUUUGUUCAAGGUAUCUGCAGGCGUUUAAGCCUUUGGAGGAUUGUUCCUUUGUCUUUGGAAAACUCGUCAGAACACGUUUUGGGAUUUGAUAGAAAAAUAACAUGCCUUGAUGUUGAACUCAUCGGAGAAUAAGACCAUUGGGCUCAGCAAGUGUGUUUCUAUAUAACCCUUUCAACAUAUCCUAUUCGACUUCCCGAAGCACAAUAUACUCUGGAUGUCAACAGAAAGCAGUGGUUUUACAAGCAGCUCACUCUCUCCCAUGGCAGUGUAUGGUUUCAUGGUUUGAUGCUCACAAUGUGCCGUGCAUUUCAAUGAGUCUUCAGACCUGUUAAUCAUUUGCACUGUCAAGCUGGAAAUCUUAAUUGUAACCCUGUAAUACAGCAGUAGAUCGCAAGCUUUCCCCACUGACCAGUGAACUCACUCUUUUGAUGGAAGUACCAUUAGUAAAUGAGAAUUAAUUAGCUGGCUUAAUUAGUAAAUGUGCUGUGUGGAAAGUGGGUGGUUGUCUCAGUGAGAGGAGGCAGUAGUGAGUGGUUUUCAGCUCUGCUUUUCUCUGGGCAUGUUCUGGUCCUCCAGAUGUCCCUUUGACCUUUGGCCUGUGAUUUAUCUAAGUCCCAGCCAAUCAGUAUCUCUCUCCAUCUCCCUUCCUCUCUACCUCCAUCCCCCUCCCUCCAUCCCUCCAUCCUUGCAGCCUGUGUUUUGUUGGGAGCCUGCAGAGAUGGGUGGGCCCUUCAACCAUCCAUCACCGUCUGACUGACGGUUCAAUCUGAUACCGAGAUUCCAAUUGCUCUGCUUUACACGCCACAAUACAGGUAGUGUAGACAGGCUGGCAGACACACACACAGAAUGGCGUGUGUGUAAGUGUGUGUUUGUGCGUCCGUGUGGGUCCUUACAUCACUCUAACUGCCCCUCAGGGCUCAUUACCUAUGUGCCAAUCCUCUCUUCAAUCUCGUCUUGUCCGUCCUGAGUGUGAGCUGUGGAGAAUGAAAGGGAAUGAGUUUGGGCUGAAUAUCACCAGGAGUCAGCCAAACUAUAAUACUGCUGCUGCUGCAGCUAUUGUGGGGGAGAGGGUUGGCAAUCAUAGAAGACAUGGGCUCUUCACACUCAAACAAAUAAAAUGAUCGCUUUUUUUGUUGUGGUUCACUCCUUAGUAAUUCCUCUUUGAAGCUAUGUGCAUUGCCUCUGAAAAGGCCCUGUUCUGACGGGAGAGGUUGAGUGGUGAACACCCCUGAGGAUAGCCAUUCACUCUGCCUAGGUGGAGGAGUCAAAAGCGAGAGAAGGAAAAUUAUUUAAUCACAUUGAGCUGGUUCCUUGUGGAUCUAAUGUUACUGUAGAUGUCAAUCAGAGUUUAAUUGAGGUGUUAUGAGUGUUUAGGAAUUAAAGUAUUAAGCAUAAUUAAAGUGGGAAUUGAGAGCUCUGACUAGGGCUCAGGUGAACGUCAGUCUAAUCUAUCAUGAUCAAACCAAUAAUAACAGACUUUAGUGUUGGUUCAGAUUCCUUCAUAGCCGUAGACAUGGAAUGUAGACAGACAUUGCCAAUGUCAUGUACUUGUAAGUGAUAGCUGAUAGCAUCAGAGCAUGUUCUGUCUGCCACAGUGAUGACAGAUAGCUGACCGAAAGUGACCGUUUCCUCACAUGGGAGCUCCUCGUGUUCUUAUCAAAACUCAUAAUACUCUCACAUUCACCAACACACACUGACACACUCAUAUAGCCAACACCAACGCACACAUAUACGUUGAGAGCACAGGAGGUUGGUGGCACCUUAAUUGGGGAGGACAGGCUCGUGGUAAAGGCUGGAGCGGAAUUAGUGGAAUGGUAUCAAUUACAUCAAACACAUGGUUUCCAGGUGGUUGAUGCCAUGUCAUUUGCUCCGUUCUGGAUUAUGAACCAUCCUCCCCUCAGCAGCCUCCACUGGUUCAGAGAUACAGGGGACAUUGUUUUUAUAGAGAUAGGGUUUUGUUUUAAUAAAGAGGAAACAAUAUAUUUAGACUACAGCAGUCCCACUACUGCUCUCUCUUUCUCUGACAUUAUUGCACAAACGUACGUGCACACAAACACACACAAGCACACACUCAGGGGAAGGUUUGCUGCAGAGCUACAGAUUGGCUGUGUCUUGGCUGACAGCGUGAGGGGCUGCAAACGCAUCUUUUCCCACCCGGUCAGUCUCCAUGGAAACACUAUCUCACACACAUACACAUAUACAUUAAACAUAUACCAAGAGAGCUACUUGUACCGUUUACAGAAACGGAUGACAUUUGUGUGAGAAUAUAUCAUCCAUAUUAGACUUUCAUGGAACAACGGAAACUAGUAAAACAAAUCAUUUGGCCUCAUUUAUACUGUACAGUGUGUGUCAUCUUCAGACUCAACUAUGUAUUAGUGCAAAAAACACCAUCAUUAUCAUUAUAAUUUUGUUUAGCCAAGCCAUGGAACUGGUUUGAGCUUCAGAGCAAUCUUUCACUAAGGCUGUGUUUACACAGGUAGCCCAAUUCAGAUUUUUUCAUUUUGCCACUAAUUGGUAUUUUAACAAAGUCAGAUAUUUUGCCAGUUAUUUGGGCAAAACAUCAGAAUUGGGCUGCCUGUGUAAACACAGCCUUACUUUAUUAAGGAAGUACUGAUAUGUCAUUCACAUGAACAAUAGAAAUUAGGUUAAGGGGAGCCCCUGGUGGUCAGUGGUGGAACAACAUGAUCAUAUAUGAUGUAGCUUUGCCAGUGGUAAGCACAUGCUAUGCAUGCUUCAGUGAUGCUUAGAAUAUGUUUCUGCUGUUCAGUAUGUAUCUUAGCAUCAGGCAGACAGUUAAUUGCUUCUAGUUGUGCAUGUCAGGCAUUUAAAUGAGGUUGUUUUCGAGGUUGUUUUCUAGAAGACAUCUACAUUUAUUGAUACACUUACGGGUAAUUAUACACUGAACAAAAAUAUAAAGGCAACAUGCAACAUGUCGGAUGAGUAUGCAGACCAUGGAAGAACUGGGACAUUUUCAGCUUCCAGGAAUUGUUUACAGAUCCUUGCAACAUGGGGCCGUGCAUUAUCAUGCUGAAACAUAAGGUGAUGCGGCGGAUGAAUGGCACGACAAUGGCCUCAGGAUCUCGUCACGGUAUCUCUGUGCAUUCAAAUUGCCAUCAAUGAAAUGCAAAUGUGUUUGUUGUCCGUAGCUUAUGCCUGCCCAUACCAUAACUCCACUGCCACCAUGGGGCACUCUGUUCACAACGUUGACAUCAGCAAACCGCUCGCCCACACGACGCCAUACGCUGUCUGCUAAGUGCCUGGUACUGUUGAAACCGGGAUUCAGCCGUGAAGCGUGCCAGUGGCCAUCGAAUGUGAGCGUUUGUCCACUGAAGUCAGUUACGAUGCCGAAUUGCAGUCAGGUCAAGACCCUGGUGAGGACGAUGAGAUGAGCUUCCCUGAGACUGUUUCUGAAAGUUUUUGCAGAGAUUCUUAGGUUGUGCAAACCCACGGUUUCAUCAGCUGUCCGGGUGGCUGGUCUCAGACGAUACUGCAGGUGAAUAAGCCGGACGUGGAGGUCCUGGACUGGCGUGGUUACACGUGGUCAGCGGUUGUGAGGCCGGUUGGACAUACUGCCAAAUUCUCUAAAACGACAUUGGAGGCGGCUUAUGGUAGAUAAAUUAACAUUCAAUUCACUGGAAACAGCUCUGGUGGACAUUCCUGCAGUCAGCAUGCCAAUUGCACACUCCCUCAACUUGAGACAUCUGUGGCAUUCUGUUGUGUGACAAAACUACACAGUGGCCUUUUAUUGUCCCCAGCACAAAGUGUACCUGUGUAAUGAUCAUGCUGUUUAAUCAGCUUCUUGAUAUGCCACACCUGUCAGGUGGCUGGAUUAUCUUGGCAAUGGAGAAAUGCUCACCAACAGUGAUGUAAACAAAUUUGUGCACAACAUUUGAGAGAAAUAAGCUUUUUGUGCGUAUGGAAAAUUUCUGGGAUCUUUUAUUUCAGCUCAUGAAACAUGGAACCAACACUUUACAUGUUGCAUUUUAUAAUUUAGUUCAGUGUAUGAUGGUGGAAGGGCUGUAAGGACUCAAUGUUACAAUAGCUUUACAGUAAGCUAAAUGCUAUCCUUUGACUGGAGGUGUGGUCUAGACUAGACAAGCGUAUUCCUCCCCUCUCCAUCGACAUGUUGUGAUUCCAGCGGCUCUUGUCUGUCUGGAGGAGCCAUGUCCACUCAGUAAAAUUAAACCCAGGCCUGGAGUGAGAUUAGCCAUUGAGAUGAGGAGUGGCGGGGGGCAGGCAAUCACAACUAAGUAUGCUAAAUGAACUGCUUCCAUCAGAGGCUCAACGUUUGAUGUGUGGCUCCACUCCUCUUGACGCCCUAAAGCGGUCUUCAGCAUUCUGGCAGUGACAGACUCUGGUAAUGUGUUUGAUGUUGAAGGGUGACCUCAGUUUACUGCUGGGGGUAGCAAGCCAAGCCAAGCCAAGGCAACUGGAAAUGGGGCUCUUUCCAAAGGAUGGUGUGACAUCAACUACAGGAAUGAGCUGUGGAGAGAAACGGUUUCCCCCCAUCUCUCCUUUGUCAGUUUCUCUGACCUCUAACCGCUGACCACAACCAGGAAGUUCUGAGGUUUCAACUUCUACUCCUGGUCCCCUCCCACGCUCCCCUCUGAUCUCACAUCAGACUGUGUAAAUAGGAAGAUUGAGUAGCUUGUUUCUGAUUGGUCUAAAAGCAACUCUCUGACCUCUAACGUUAGUCAGGGUCGUGUCACGAUUUGGAUGGAUCAUCUCCGAUCCCCCAUCAGACCGAGCAGCAAAGCCUUGAGAAGUGCCAACUUCCAUUCUCUAGUUAGUGACCUUGCCACUUUUCAAGGCCUGGCUCAAUGAUUAACCUGGACUAGUUUGUGCAUGUUGUGUUUUCCCUCCCGUCUGGCAUUGUGUACACAGUGUGGCAGGAUUGAUUUCUGUCUCGCUCUGCCUUCGUCUGUGAAGGUCCUUGAGAGUGAUGUGUUGUACAGAGUGGUGGUGUGUGUGUUUAAACACUGAGGCAUGGCUGUCUCCUCUCAUUAACACGUCUCACUGCAGCACAGCACAUACAAGCUGGGAAAGUACCAGGAGGAAUCAUGAAGAAUAAGUCACAGCAGCUCUGUGUUUCACUGAUAUGCCUGAUGUUUAGAACACAUGCUUCUCUGAACUCAACGCCACUUUAAUUGAAUUGCUUAUAAUUGAUUAGUACAGAAAAUAUAAGAUGGACUUCAAUGGUCAGUGUGUUAAAGCUAGAAUCCUUAGUUGCUACAUCCAUUUUGGACUUAUAAAGUAAUGAUAUUCCCAUUGAUUCUUGAAGAAUAUAACUUGUAAAUGUCUCAUGAGCUUAGUUCAACUGUCAUACCCCAUCAGACUCCAAAAUAUCAGCUUGUUAUAACAAUAUAAAUGUAAACAAACAAUGAAUAGACUCAAAAAAUGAUUAAAACUAUAAUUUUGAUGUCAUGGAUGGUCUGUCCUUGCAUCCAUAGCUCUGUCUAUGAAUUUGAGUGGUUACAAUGUUCCAAGGCUGAUAUUUCACAUGUCUCUUCACGAAAGCCUCUAUUGAGAUGCUGUUGUAUUGUGAUACUCAUAUCUGGCUGUGGAUCUCUCCUUCAUUUACAGUCCAGUUUGAAGGGGCGGAGAAGUCCAGAAUGUCGCCCACCAAGGAGGGUAAAGGAGGGCGUCCGCCCCGCGUCCACUCCAGUUGCUGUCUGGUCAACACCAAGAUGAGCUCUCUGGACCACUGCAGUGCUACUCUGGGGGAACGCAUUGACCCCUCCAUGCCCCUGGAGAGCCAGUUGUAAGUCAUCCUCCCCUACUGUCUUUCUAUCCACAUAAUUAUAAUGACUAGUAAUUCUAUUCCUGUGAUCCUCUCUAGGGAUUUGGUACUUUUGUGUUGGUGCUUCUGAGAUAGAGCUGUGUGGAGAUGUUUGAUUGUCUUUUGAUGUUAGAUAACAGACACUUUCUCCAUUUGAAACUCUGUUUUACCCUCCCUCUUCUCUCCACCCUGCAGCUGGUACCAUGGAUCGAUCAGCAGGACGGAUGCAGAGUCUCUGCUGAGGCUGUGUAAGGAGGCCAGCUACCUGGUGAGGAACAGUGAGACCAGCAAGAACGACUUCUCCCUCUCACUCAAGUAAGACCCUUCCUAUACAUACUGUCCACUAAACACAAGUAACAGUGUACAGUUUUGACACACCACCCUCUCACACACUAGAGAACAUACAGCACCCAGUACCUACAGUGCCUUCAGAAAGUAUUCAUACCUCUUGACUUAGUCCACAUUUUGUUGUUACAGCCUGAAUUCAACAUUUAUUAAAUAGAUUUAAUCCAUUUUGAUUUAAUCCACAUAAUACCCCAUAAUAACAAAGUGAAAACACGUUUUAAUCUUUUUGCAAAUUUAUUGAAAAUGAAAUACAGAAAAAUCUCAUUUACGUAAGUAUUCACAACCCUUUGCUAUGACACUCCAAAUUGAGCUCAGGUGCAUCCAAUUUCUUUUGAUCAUCCUUGAGCUGUCGCUACAACUUGAUUGGAGUCCACCUGUGGCCAAUUCAAUUGUUUGGACACACUUGUCUAUAUAAGGUCCCACAGUUGACAGUGCAUGUCAGAGCAGAAACUAAACCAUCAAGUCGAAGAAACUGUCCAUAGAUCUCCGAGAUAGAAUUGUGAUGUGGCAAACAGUAUUUCUGUGAAAGGGUAUAAAACAAUUUCUAGAGUGUUGAAAGUUUCCAAGACCACAGUCUACCCAGACUCUGCCUAGAGCUGGCCGUCCGACCAAACUGAGCAACCGGGCAACAAGGACCUUGGUCAGGGAGGUGAUCAAGAACCCAAUGACCACUCUGACAGAACUACAGAGUUCCUUGGCUGAGAUGGAAGAACCUGCCAGAAGCACAAGUCUCUACAGUACUUCACCAAUCUGGGUUUUAUGGUAGAGUGGCCAUAUGCUACACAUGAGAAAAAGGCACAUGACAGCACGCCUAAAGUUUGCAAAAAGGGACAUGAAAGACUAAGAUCAAAAGGCAAAAGAUUCUGUGGCCUGAAUGCAAAGCGCUAUGUAUGGAGAAAACCAGGCACAUCACCUGUCUAACGCCAUCCCUACUGUGAAGCAUGGUGGUGGCAGCAUCAUGCUAUGUGGAUGCGAUUCAGCGGCAGGGACUGGGAGACUGGUAAUGAUAGAGGGAACAAUGAAUGGAGCCAAAUACAGGAAAAUCCUUGAUGAGAACCUGCUUCAGAGUGCAAAUGACCUUAGACUGGGGCGAAGAUUUACGUUCCAACAGUACAAUGACCGCAAGCAUACAGCCAAAGCAACGGUGGAAUGGCUUCAGAACAAGAAUGUGAAAGUCCUUGAGUGGCCCAGCCAAAGCCGAGACUUGAAUCCCAUUGGAAAUCAGUGGAAAGAUGGAAGGUGCUUCCACAAAGGAUUGACUUUAUGUAAAUUAGAUAUUUCAUUUUCAAUACAUUUGCAAACAUUUCUAAAAACAUGUUUUGACUUUGUCAUUAUGGGGUAUUGUGUGUAGAUGGGUGAGAAAUAAAAUCAACUUAAUCCAUGUUGAAUUCAGGCUGUAACACGACAAAAUGUGGAAUAAGACAAGGGUAUGAAUACUUUCUGAAGGCACUAUUUACAGUAUGACACACACACUUCACUGAGGGUGUUCACAGGUUAUCAUAGAGUAUAGUUCUAUAGAUCGAGUACCAGUUCAACACACAGUACAGCACCAUUAUUCUGCCUCCAGGAGUCUUCCUCACCUCCUACCUACUUGCUGACUCAGUUUGUUCAGUAUGGUAAUGCACAUCACCUUUAAGACCCCUGUCCUUCCUACAUGAUGCCCUCCCACCUCCACCAGGUAACCUCUCUGGCCCUGUUGGUGCUCUGAUUCGCUGACUUGCCCAGAACUGAGUUCAAAUUGCCCCACUGGCUGACCUCUGCCCCCUGACUGUGACCUGUCUCCGGGCCAGCAGUGGGUCCAGGGGACAGGCCCUGAUUGUUUAGUCUGGUCUGACAUUUGGCUGGAGGGUAGCUUAAAGGGUCUCGCUGCACAGCGGGCACUCACAUCCACAGGGCAGUCACAUCCCAUCAACUCAGAGGUUCUGAGAGCUCACACUACCGCAGGGAGGCUGCCAACUGAUGAGUGUCAGCGGGCUGCCAUUUCACCAGCACACAGCAAUACCUGGCUGAGAAAACCAUUUCACCACAGGGGCAGAGGAAGUGCCUCUGAUAUGAGCUGCAGAGAAGAUAACUGCUUGAGUUAUGGCCAUGGAAGACAGUUCUACAGUAUUAUUGUCACCUUUCUUCAGAUAGAAACUGCCAUUUAUGCUCUUUUGUUAUGAGCUUCUUUUUUUUUAUAUAGAUAAUUUUCUGCACAUUAUUCACAAUAAAGCACAUAUCUGUCGAUAAGUCAGUGAUAGAUUAGAUACAUUGCAGCAGGGGGAAAAACAGUUGCUGGGGCCGAGGACGUUCCUUGUCAGUCUGCUUUAGGCUCAUCUCUGCUGGCAGGAGGAGAUGAUGCUGGCCAGAGCUGCUCCACUGCUCCUCACACUGACUGCUGAUUUCAUUACCAGAGCUCUGGAACUCUGCUCUGGCCUGCCUGGGGACACACAGGGAAUUAGACUGGUGGGCUUGAUUGGACAGACAGUGCUGGGCCAUUGGUUGGACUGUCUGGUGCAGUAGGCAGGUAGGCCUUAUUGGACAGACAGGGCUGGGGCUGGGGUUUGUUUGGGGAGACUGGUGGCGACCGGCGGGGUGCCCACUAUGACACAUCCCAUGCUGUGUCUGAGGGGGUGGAGGAGAGGAGUGUUAUUGAUCCCCAGUAGGAGCUGUCCUUCUCAGUCAGCCCACACACGGUGACCUUUCAGCCAGCAGGACUGAACCUCUGACCCUGUCAGUCCGGCUGCCUCCAUGGCCAGUCAUAGUGGUAGAAAGUCAUAUUGACUCUGAGUUCAAAGUUCAAACACAUAGACUUCUGAGUGCGUCUAGGAUCACCAAUGUCCAUCCCAGGAAUAAUGGGACUAAUUGUGUCAGUUCCAGAAAGGAGUGAUGGAACUAAUUGUUCCGUGUCUGUGUGCUUGUGAGACCAAUUGGUUUGCGAACCAUAAAUCAUAGUUGUGUAAAAGGCUGUUUACAACACUCUCUUUGUUGGACCUCCUGCACAGAUCAGUGGAGAUGUCAUCCACCCAGGGCAAAGGCAGGAAGGCAGAUAUUUCUAAACAGCUCUCUGGUGUGUGUGGUGGAUCAUGUGCCUGUGUCCUGCCAGCUUGACUGUGUUUGUUGUGCAGUACUGGUAGGAAGCAGAGGAGGCUGUAGGGUCAUUAAGAUCAACCCAGUAAACAAUCAGCAGGUUGAUUCAUGUAGCCGGCAGUGGGGAGGAGGUGACAGAGUUCAGUCUGAUCAUGUUGGAGCCUCCUCCUUCUCCUGCUUCCUAGAAGCCUCUGUGGCAGGGGCUGGAGACCCUGUGUUUAGAUACUCCAUGUCUGGAGCUGCUGAAAUAUUCAUGAGGCCCGUUCGGUGGCACGUUUGUGCUUUGCAUCAUUGAUGAAGGCCCAGACUUUCACUAGCCAUGAGUCUCGAGAGCCUUUUGACAGGGAGAGAUGGUACCUAGUCUCUGUCUCCGUUUGUCUCUGUCUCUCUCUCUCUCUUUCUCUCCCACUCUCUCUCUCCUCCUCUCUCUGAAGAUGAGUGCUCUUUUCGGUGCAUAAAACACAUUUAACCUUUCACUAGUCUCUGAGUGGCGUAGCUCUGCCUCCUCACCCCAGGGAGAGGUUUUACGCAGCCGGGUUUACGGGCUGACUGAGGUAGAAAAUAAACCGUUGAUGAAAGAGGAAAACAAAGAUUUAUGCAACAAAAUGUGUUGAUGCUAUAACACAUGGGAAACUAGAAAGCCUUGGAACUGUAGAAAGAACAACAAAAGCUCUUUGCGUUGGCAACUGAACUCAUGCCAGGAGAGGCAAAAGUGUCUCAGAAAAGUUUCCUCCUCUUUUUGUCUUUCUUGUGAGAGACACAGGGCUCUCCCAGUGAGGGCUCUCCCAGUGAGGGCUGUCCCAGUGAGGGCUCUCCCAGUGAGGGCUCUCCCAGUUUGUGGUGGAGUGCGCGGUUCAGUGUGCGUGCAGUUCAGUGCACAGUUCAAUGUGUUUUAUUAAUGAAUGUUUUGUUCUUGGAUAUUAGCACAACUGGAAUGGUUCCCAAAUGAAACACAACAACAACACAGAUUUAUGUUUUGUACAAUAUACACUGCUCAAACAAAUAAAGGGAACACUAAAAUAACACAUCCUAGAUCUGAAUGAAUGAAAUAAUCUUAUUAAAUACUUUUUUCUUUACAUAGUUGAAUGUGCUGACAACAAAAUCACACAAAAAUUAUCAAUGGAAAUCAAAUUUAUCAACCCAUGGAGGUCUGGAUUUGGAGUCACCCUCAAAAUUAAAGUGGAAAACCACACUACAGGCUGAUCCAACUUUGAUGUAAUGUCCUUAAAACAAGUCAAAAUGAGGCUCAGUAGUGUGUGUGUGGCCUCCACGUGCCUGUAUGACCUCCCUACAACGCCUGGGCAUGCUCCUGAUGAGGUGGCGGAUGGUCUCCUGAGGGAUCUCCUCCCAGACCUGGACUAAAGCAUUCGCCAACUCCUGGACAGUCUGUGGUGCAACGUGGCGUUGGUGGAUGGAGCGAGACAUGAUGUCCCAGAUGUGCUCAAUUGGAUUCAGGUCUGGGGAACGGGCGGGCCAGUCCAUAGCAUCAAUGCCUUUCUCUUGCAGGAACUGCUGACACACUCCAGCCACAUGAGGUCUAGCAUUGUCUUGCAUUAGGAGGAACCCAGGGCCAACCGCACCAGCAUAUGGUCUCACAAGGGGUCUGAGGAUCUCAUCUCGGUACCUAAUGGCAGUCAGGCUACCUCUGGUGAGCACAUGGAGGGCUGUGCGGCCCCCCAAAGAAAUGCCACCCCACACCAUGACUGACCCACCGCCAAACCGGUCAUGCUGGAGGAUGUUGCAGGCAGCAGAACGUUCUCCACGGCGUCUCCAGACUCUGUCACGUCUGUCACGUGCUCAGUGUGAACCUGCUUUCAUCUGUGAAGAGCACAGGGUGCCAGUGGCGAAUUUGCCAAUCUUGGUGUUCUCUGGCAAAUGCCAAACGUCCUGCACGGUGUUGGGCUGUAAGCACAACCCCCACCUGUGGACGUCGGGCCCUCAUACCACCCUCAUGGAGUCUGUUUCUGACCGUUUGAGCAGACACAUGCACAUUUGUGGCCUGCUGGAGGUCAUUUUGCAGGGCUCUGGCAGUGCUCCUCCUGCUCCUCCUUGCCCAAAGGCGGAGGUAGCGGUCCUGCUGCUGGGUUGUUGCCCUCCUACGGCCUCCUCCACGUCUCCUGAUGUACUGGCCUGUCUCCUGGUAGCGCCUCCAUGCUCUGGACACUACGCUGACAGACACAGCAAACCUUCUUGCCACAGCUCGCAUUGAUGUGCCAUCCUGGAUGAGCUGCCCUACCUGAGCCACUUGUGUGGGUUGUAGACUCCGUCUCAUGCUACCACUAGAGUGAAAGCACCGCCAGCAUUCAAAAGUGACCAAAACAUCAGCCAGGAAGCAUAGGAACUGAGAAGUGGUCUGUGGUCACCACCUGCAAAACCAGUCCUUUAUUGGGGGUGUCUUGCUAAUUGCCUAUAAUUUCCACCUGUUGUCUAUUCCAUUUGCACAACAGCAUGUGACAUUUAUUGUCAAUCAGUGUUGCUUCCUAAGUGGACAGUUUGAUUUCACAAAAGUGUGAUUGACUUGGAGUUACAUUGUGUUGUUUAAGUGUUCCCUUUAUUUUUUUGAGCAGUGUAGUUGACCUAUUAUGAGAACCACCAACCACAUUCUUGUUUUUUAAAUCACUCUAAACCAUGAGGAACAGGUGUGAUCAUGUCCUGAUCGUGUUAGUAAUCCUUCCAGUCAGACACGCUCUGUUUGUGGCUGCCACAGUACGUAUUAAACCAGAAGAAUAGCUAUUCAGGACAUUUCCUGUCCCACAAUGCUUCAUAAAGUCAUUGCUUUCUUUCUGGAUCAUUAUCUUCUGUUGGGUGAAUGUGGCUUCUCUGAUGCCACAGAUUUAUUGCAUUGAAGCAUAAUUCAUAGUUCAGUCUAAUAUAUGAGAGUUGGAGAUAAACGAGGAUUGCUGUCUCUAUUUCUCUGCUGUGAGGAUGAGGGUUCAAGUGAAAGUCAUAGACCCCGGUGAACAGGACACCAGGACACUCCUCCAGAGUGAAAUGAAUCCAGAUUAGACAAUAAAAGCGCACAACUAAAUAGGAUAUGAUAACAAACACAAAAGGCCCAGUCUUGUCAAAAAUAGCCCUACAUUUCUGUUAUCAGACAGCAGUGAGUAGUGGUCUGUUGCUCCGUUGUCUCUGAGUCUCCACGGAGCUGAAACGCGAUAAGCAUAGCUAAACGCUGACGGGGAAGGAAAUCUUCGGGGGAUUUUAAAAUGUUCCUAUUGAUGUGUUUAGCUUUUUAAGUGGUGUGCCCAUGUAACCCAAGGCCUGUCUCCUCAAACUGUUGAUGAAUCGAUCACACUUUGCCUUCAGAGUGGCCCUUCCUCUCCUGGCCCAGCUUAAGAAGCAGCAACACAGUGACUACAUCCCAAAUUGGCACCCUACUUCCCUAUAUAGCGCACUACUUUUGGCCUAAGCCCUAUGGGCCCUGGUCAAAAGUAGUGCAGUAAAUAGGGAACAGGGUGUAAUUUGGGAUGUAGGCAGUGAACAGGCUCUGUGACUAGUGAUAUAUGUUAUCCUAUACUCCAACCAAUACACUUUGAUUUGAUUUGAUUAACAUCCUGGUAAUGACAGAGAUGUAUUCAAAUGGAGGAGCUGGCUGGGUGAUGAGGCGCAGUAAUGGAGGAGGCUGAAGCUAGCUGUAUUUACUUCACUUUUAUAGCAGCAGAGAAACCCUGCAGUCCUCUCCCUCAGCUCUCUUAUAAAACGAUCAUCCACGUCUCCUCACACUAGAUGCUCUCAAUCUCCCUCGUUUCUUUUACUGUCUCUGUCUCCCCCUCUCCGACUCCUCUCUCCUUCUAUCUUCCCAUCUCUAACCAUACUUUUAAUGCAGCAACUACAUAUGUCAAGGCGGUGACUUGCCAGUCUUACAGCAGCAAUGUGUUGAAUAGAAGAUAUGAGAGAAUUCAUGUUGACUGUCCUUCAUCUGCAUUGGUCCUUACUAGUUUCACCAUGUCACACUAGGGUUUUAUCUCUUGGUUCAUGAACUGAUGAAAGAUUUGACUUACAAUAAGUAUAUGCCUCUGAUGUUUUGAGAAAUGUCAUUUUUAAUGGUUAUUGUCCCUUAAUUGAACCUGUUACAUUUCCCCUUGAUCCUAAUGUUGGUGUUCUCUGCAUGGCUUUGUUUCUGCUGGUGUCUUAGUGAGAUAAUAUGGCUUCAGGCUUUUCCAAUGCAAUUAUAAGAUAAGGGAAGUAAGGACAUCUCAUUUAAGAUGCCCAGCAAUUUGUGCUUUCUGCUGAUAAUGGACACACAUAUAUACACACACACACACACACACACACACACACACACAGAAUGGCUUAGAAAACAUAUUUCUGUCUUUGAAUUCCACUCCCUUCUUAUGGGAACAGGAAGGCAGUACAGUCAAUCACUGGUUGUUAUUCCACUGUUUUAUUUCUGUUUACAGGAGAGGGGACACCUGCUCUGCUAAAUAUUGCAUAUAUAAUUUUCCUAACUGUGUAAGUCCUCUGGGUGAGCUGAUCUGCAGUAUCUUGGGCAUUGCACAAUGCAAACAGAAGAAAAAACAUUAUCUGGGACCAUGAGUCAGUGUGUGCUCAGUGCUUGACACUAACCUGAUGCUUUCUGCUCGAAAAGGCUCUAUAAUGUCUCCUGAACUGUCCUAGCUACCUCUAACUCGUCUCUCCUCCACGUCUCACUAGCUGUCUCGUCUAUUCCUCUCUCUCUCUCUCUCUCUCUCUCUCUCUCUCUCUCUCUUCUCCCCUCUCCUCUUCUCUUCUCUUUGUCAUCUCUGUCCUCUUCCUCUCUCUCUCGAGCUCUCCUCCUCUCUCUGACCUCUCUCCUCUCCCUCUCCUAUGUGAGCAAAGGCCUGUGUCACUGCCCUCCUGCCUGCAGCUUCUGUCCAGUGCAGCAUAAUGGGUUUUAUACAGCCACAUUUCUCAUUAAGACAAGGCUCCGGAGCAGGAGAUUACUUAAGAGCUGUAAAGCACACAGAUCCAAGGCUCCGGCUCAGGCCUAGAAAUACUGUAGGGAGCACAGCCCAGGGAGCAUUUCAUUUGCUCUGCAUUUAUUAACUGGUGUAGCCUAAGUGAUUCUUCCUGGCAGCUCAUUAGACCUGUAGCAUUCUCGAUUUACCCUUACUUAGGAGCAUGCAGUAUGUGACCUGGGUUCUAAACCAGCCCUACUUUACUGCAUCACCUGGGAAUGAUCUGUCACACUGUACCGCUGAGAGAUAAAGCACUCAUAAUAUUUAGAGCUGAAAUAUUGUUUUCUCUCUCCAUCUAGGAGCAGCCAGGGCUUCAUGCACAUGAAGCUGUCGAGGACGAAGGAGAACAAGUACAUCCUGGGUCAAAACAGCUGUCCCUUCAUCAGUGUCCCCGAGAUCAUCCACUUCUACUCCAGCCGCAAGCUGCCCAUCAAGGGGGCCGAGCACAUGUCCCUGCUCUACCCCGUGGCCAUCAGAACACUAUAGUGACACUUCCUUCCCCAAAGGUCACUCGGGGUCAGAUGCCCUCUCCUGCCACCUCCCCUGGGAAACCCUGUCGCUCUGCCUAUCUGCUUCUGUCUGAUUGGUCUGAAGGACAGAGUUCAAGUUGGCGGAGGAGGCAGGGAUGAUGAUGAUGAUGAUGAUG